This is a messenger RNA of Aspergillus sclerotioniger CBS 115572, 2918 nucleotides long. RefSeq lists its product as uncharacterized. The record is from RefSeq and is a predicted model, not a curated record. Bases 185 to 2674 code for a protein of 829 amino acids. Lineage: Eukaryota; Fungi; Ascomycota; Eurotiomycetes; Eurotiales; Aspergillaceae. The transcript is spliced from 4 exons.
AUCGAAUGUCUUCUGCUUCUUCUUCUUCUUCUUCUUUUUCUUCUUCUUCUUCUUCUUCUUGUUCUACUACUUCUUCUUGUUCUACUACUUCUUCUGCUUCUGCUGCCGCAUUUGGUUCUCCCAAACAAGGAGGAAAUGCCCGUCACGGCUACUCCCCGAUGAACUCUGGAACUAGGCUCACGCGAUGGGGCGUCGAGCAUACCUGAAUCGGCUGGCUUUGGGCCGGUCUCCUUACGAAGCUCCCGAACGCCCUGCAGGUUCUGCAGUGGACUCAGGAAAUGCUACGCAGCAGACAGUAUCAGGCGUACAUGCGGACGGAUAUGUCCAGCAUUACGAUGAAAGGGGCCAUCCUGUUAACCCAGAAUCCAAGUCGUUUGGCAAGGAACUCCGCAGGGCAAAGAAUGAUAUCCUUUCCACGAUGGGAAUUGUCGUCAGCGAAGAUGGCAACGUGGGUGGUCUUGAUGAACAGCAGAAGCUUGAUAUCAUAGCUGCCGAGAACGACUAUGGCUUGGUCAUGGCCACUCUGGACCAGGUUUCGGUUUUCCUAGGCUCAUGGUGGACCUCAUCCCUCUUGGGUAGAAUACAGACAUUCAAGAGCUACACUCGCCUUCCCCUGUUAAGUAUUGUACGCCUUGAACGCCCAGCUUACGGGGUUUUGGGUUUUUACUUCGCCGGAAUUCCGGCAUGGGCAGUGUCCACCUGCAUUUCUUUCUGUCGCCAUCAUCCUCUAGAACGUUUGAUUGCUUCCUUUGAAAAUCAGUUCCCGAACAAUGAUGUGGGUUCAAAGCUUGUGCGAGCAUUACUAAAUGUUUUACACUCAUCGGCAAGAGGGACAUUACUGGUUCUGGCGAUACAGACGUACAUGUAUUCUGUCUUACAAUCCCUUCACAUCGUCCCCGCCUACUCUAUGCCUGGAAUUCGCUUCUUUCUGCCAUUCGGAGAGCUGGCUUCAAUGCAAUUGUCAGAGUUGCCCACUAAUCUCUCGAUUGGAUCCCUUGGCGGAUUCUUCUUGAGCCUCCUGAAAACGCCGUCUGUACUCGUCUACCUAUCUGUAUAUCUACGCCCAGUAUUCGAAAUAAGACUCUAUCGGUUCAUUCGGCGCAGACUGCCGAAACCUAUCUAUGCGGACGCUCUUUCUGUCAAAGUGGCGUACGACAAUGAUCUUAUCGAUUGGAUGAUGCCUUCUAUUGGGCGCCGGGCAGAGGAAGAAAACAUCCGCGGCAGUCUUCCCUUCACAGAAGACUUGAUGUAUGAGGUCAAUUUUCUCCGAUCCUGGGUACUAUCCUGGUUCGGCUUCAAGUCAUUGCGAACGGCACGAGCGUCAGAGCAAGCGGCAGAUGCUCGCCGUAGGCAAGAAUGGUUAGAGUCCCUGCCUCAAAGCAUAGAACAAUUGCAGCAUGAACGUCAGUCCCGAACCCAUCGACCACGAAGACGGUCGGCCGACCCUCCGCUUAUAGAGGGCCAAUUGGAUCAUGACCCAGCCGGUUCCAGUUCCCCAAAUCGACGCUCCAUCGGUCAAACUCCAGACCUAGAUGUUGAUUUCCCGGUCAAUCAAGUCCUUGCGAAUGAAGAGAAUCGUAUGUCGCAGUCACCAACUGAAAUGAGUAGCGGGGAUCUCGCAGAAAUGGCUCCUCUGCGACGGGCAACAACCUUGCUGCCACUAGACGACAACUCGUCAACUUUACCGAACGCAGAGUCACAGCACGGUGCUACAAAUGAGACUCACCGGAACUCACGGUCUAACACACUUUUCUCCCGUCCAUCAUCACCGGCAACCUCUUCCCCAACUUCACCCCGAGUCCGGGCUUCGUUGAUUCAUCAAAAUUCAGAUGUUAUUACCAUGCAACUGGAGCUGCUGGGGAACCGUCACACACAGAACCAGGGACAGGCAAAUACAAGGCCGGAUAACAAUACCGGACCACUGCCUUCCAACGGUGAAACGGCGGAUGGGCAAACGAUCUCCGAAUUUCUUGAUAAUCUUCUGUCCAACCAGGGUCGGCAUCUGACUACUGUUGUCAACUCGGAUAACAUGAAUAGUGAUGGACUCUCUGAAAUAACCACGAGUGCAUCACCUAGGCCAGUGGACGACGUUGCUCCUGACUCUCAGAGUCAAUUGCAGAGUCUGAGAGCGGAACGGCCAUCUGCUGAGGCAUCUGCAUCGGAUCCAGUCAAUAUAUUGCCUGAAAGCAUAGAAGAACCGACACAAGGGGAUACACUCCAUCAGGCUUCUGAAGCAGAACCAGCCCACGAGAAUGACUUUGAUUCCGAGAUAUUCCCUCACAUCUCCGACCCCAAUAUUCGCCAAAACAUGGCAACUAGUCCCUCAGCGACUGCACAUCGAGUUACUAUCCUGUCCUCUCACCCUGUUGAUUCUCUAGCAUCACAUCUUGCGUCUAUAAUCACUAAUGUGAUGUUCAUCCCUCUCGAGUCUCUCUACUUGCGGUCCCUUGCUACGUCAUAUCUGCAGUCUACUCGUGCUCCUGUCGCUCUUCGGGCUGAUGUCCGGGCGAUGGGAGAUUGGGGAUGGAGCCCACGAUCUGAUAUUUUUGCAUACCUGGGCAAGAUUGCUCUUAUCAUGGGGAUUCAGGUUGCAGUAAACGCCAGUGUAUGGGGUGUAAUAUCUGGCGGCGCUAUGAAGAUUGGAAAAAGGUUCUGCGGCUGGGGAUCACUGUGAGCAUGUUUUCUCAAUCAUCUAGCAGCUGAAACACUCCAGCUCGUUUAAUAUCAGCUACUGGUUCUCGUUAUCCAACAGUAUGGCUUUGCGCGACCGGCACCAUUUAAUUUUCUUCGCAUAUAUUACACAACAUAAUGAACAUCUCAAGCCAAAAGUUAUUCUCUUGUGAAUUUUACAUAAUUCCGAUGGCCGAAAGGGACAAUGGCGUCAAUCAUGUUGCUCGUGUACUACUAUAAUGAUGGCU